CCUCCACGUGCUUUUCCACCUCCUCCUAUAUAUAAUCUACCUUCUUCCUCCUUUCAUGAAGAUCAUUCCCUUUCUCUCUCCUCCUCCUUCUCUUCCUCCUCAUCCUCUUGCCUAUGGCCGUAGUACGUGAGCGCCGCCAACUCAACCUCCGCCUUCCUCUUCCUGAACUAUCCGAGCGCCGACCUCGCUUUCCUUUGCCACUACCUCCUAGUGUCACUGCUUCUACAAACAACAACAACAACUCUGCGAUCUCUUCUAGUGAUAUUGAAAAGCUUCAAGUUCUGGGUCAUGGUAAUGGUGGUACCGUCUAUAAAGUACGUCAUAAGAAGACUUCCCAAGUUUAUGCCCUUAAAGUUGUCCAUGCCGAUACCGAUGACUCCCUCGUUCGCCGUCAAGUCUUCCGUGAAAUGGACAUCCUUCGACGUACUGAUUCUCCAUAUAUAGUUAAGUGCCAUGGGAUCUAUGAGAAAGCCUCUGGUGAUAUAGCAAUUUUAAUGGAGUAUAUGGAUUUGGGUACGCUUGAUACGCUUCUACAAAAACAAGGUACUUUCUCUGAAGCUAAACUUGCUCAUGUGGCUCGUCAAGUUCUUAAUGGGCUAAACUACUUGCACAACCAUAAAAUCAUCCAUAGAGACAUUAAACCUUCAAAUUUGUUGGUGAAAAAUGGGAUGGAAGUGAAGAUUGCUGAUUUUGGUGUGAGCAAAAUCAUGUAUCGAACUCUAGAUGCUUGUAAUUCAUAUGUGGGUACUUGUGCUUAUAUGAGCCCUGAACGCUUUGAUCCUGAUACUUAUGGAGGAAACUAUAAUGGCUACGCUGCUGAUAUUUGGAGCUUGGGUCUUACCUUGUUGGAGCUUUAUUUGGGUUAUUUUCCAUUUCUAACUCCAGGUCAAAGACCCGAUUGGGCGACCUUGAUGUGCGCUAUAUGCUUUGGUGACCCACCUAGCUUGCCAGAGAAUGCGUCGGAGAAAUUUCAGAGCUUUAUCGAGUGUUGCUUACAGAAGGAAUCUAGUAAGAGGUGGACAGCAGAACAACUAUUGUCACACCCGUUUCUUUGUAAAGAUCCGAGAUCCGAAAAAUGAACCGGUUCAUCGUAGUUCCAGAACCCAAUCAUAUUUGUGGUUGAGUUUUGUAUAUAAGCGGCGGAAUUCGGAUGUUUUUUUCCUUUCUUUUGUAUAUUCCCUUAUAAUCCUUAUCUCUCACAGCGGUGAAUCUCUGCUGAUAAAGAAGAGAGAAUCAAAAUUUGUUUUUAAUGUGAUUCUGAAAAAGCAUGGUUGUGUA
Messenger RNA from Manihot esculenta (cassava), 1278 nucleotides. RefSeq names its product mitogen-activated protein kinase kinase 9. The transcript has a single exon. Lineage: Eukaryota; Viridiplantae; Streptophyta; Magnoliopsida; Malpighiales; Euphorbiaceae. Gene Ontology annotation, biological process: protein phosphorylation. The record is from RefSeq and is a predicted model, not a curated record. Gene Ontology annotation, molecular function: ATP binding; protein serine/threonine kinase activity. Gene Ontology annotation, cellular component: cytoplasm. Bases 114 to 1079 code for a protein of 321 amino acids.